Messenger RNA from Miscanthus lutarioriparius, 2022 nucleotides. NCBI's taxonomy places the organism in Eukaryota, Viridiplantae, Streptophyta, Magnoliopsida, Poales, Poaceae. The record is from the annotation of a GenBank genome assembly.
AUGGCCGCAAUGCCGGCGCCGCCCGUGGGCUUGGCCGUCCUGGUGCUCUUCGCCGCCGCCCUGCCGGCUCUUUAUGCCGAUGACCUCAACACCGACGCGCAGGCGCUGCAGGCGCUACGCUCGGCGGUCGGCCGCUCGGCGCUGCCGUCGUGGAACAGCACGACGCCCACGUGCCAGUGGCAGGGCGUCACCUGCGAGAGCGGCCGCGUCGUCGAGCUCCGCCUCCCCGGCGCCGGGCUCAUGGGCAGCCUCCCCUCGGGCGUGCUGGGCAACCUGUCGGCGCUCCGCACGCUCUCCCUCCGGUACAACGCGCUCACGGGGCCCAUCCCCGACGACGUCUCCCGCCUGUCCGAGCUCCGGGCGAUCUACUUCCAGCACAACAGCUUCUCCGGCGAGGUCCCGGCGUCGCUGUUCGAGCUCAAGAACCUCGUGAGGCUGGACAUCGCGGGGAACAAGUUCACCGGCGAGAUCUCGCCGGACUUCAACAAGCUGAUCCGCCUCGGGACGCUGUACCUCGACGGGAACAGCUUCACCGGCGAGAUCCCCAAGCUGCAGCUGCCUGCAUUGGAGCAGUUCAACGUGUCGUAUAACCAGCUCAACGGGUCCAUCCCCAGCACGCUCCGGAAGAUGCCGAAAGACUCCUUCUUGGGCAACACGGGCCUCUGCGGGGGUCCACUCGGCCUGUGCCCCGGCGAGUCCGCGCCCACGCCGGCCGGAUCGCCGGAGUCGCAGCCGGGAGCGGGCGUCCCCGCCGACGUCGGUGGCGGCAAGAAGAAGAAGCUCUCCGGCGGCGCCAUCGCUGGCAUUGCCAUCGGCUCCGUGUUCGGCGUGCUGCUCUUGCUCGCCCUGCUUUUCUUCCUCUACCGCAAGAGGUCCAGCGCGCCCCGGUCGGCGGCGGCAGUGGAGAAGGGGCGGGAACUCGGCAUGGAGCCUAUGGAUGUCGAGCCGAAGGGACAGAACGGCUCAGCAGCUGGCGCAGGCGGCCACAACGGCGCUGCGGCGGCCGUGGCAGUUCCGAACGCCGCGGCCGCUGCGGCUACUGCGGCGGCAGCGAAGACCGGCGGGUCGACCGGGUCCAAGAAGCUCAUCUUCUUCGGCCCCAUGGCGGCAGCCCCGCCGUUCGACCUGGAGGACCUGCUGCGCGCGUCUGCGGAGGUGCUGGGCAAGGGCGCGUUCGGGACGGCGUACAAGGCGGUGAUGGAGAACGGGUCCGCCGUGGCGGUGAAGCGCCUCAAGGACGUGGACCUCCCGGAGCCGGAGUUCCGGGAGCGCAUCGCGGCCAUCGGCGCCGUGCAGCACGAGCUGGUGGUGCCCCUCCGCGCCUACUACUUCAGCAAGGACGAGAAGCUCCUCGUCUACGACUACAUGUCCAUGGGCAGCCUCUCCGCCCUGCUGCACGGUAACCGUGCCUCCGGCCGGACGCCGCUGGACUGGGAGACGCGGUCGGCGAUCGCGCUGGCGGCGGCGCGCGGCGUGGCGCACAUCCACUCGACGGGGCCCACGGCGUCGCACGGCAACAUCAAGUCCUCCAACGUCCUGCUCACCAAGAACUACGAGGCGCGCGUGUCGGACCACGGCCUGCCCACGCUCGUCGGCCCUUCCUUCUCGCCCACCCGGGUGUCCGGCUACCGCGCCCCGGAGGUCACCGACAUCCGCCGCGUCUCGCAGAAGGCCGACGUCUACAGCUUCGGCGUCCUCCUGCUGGAGCUGCUCACGGGGAAGGCGCCCACGCACGCCGUCGUCAACGAGGAAGGCCUCGACCUGCCGCGCUGGGUGCAGUCCGUCGUGCGGGAGGAGUGGACGGCCGAGGUGUUCGACCAGGAGCUCCUCAGGUACCAGAACGUGGAGGAGGAGAUGGUGCAGCUCCUCCAGCUCGCCAUCGACUGCUCCGCGCAGCACCCCGACAGGAGGCCCGCCAUGUCCGAGGUGGCCACGCGGAUCGACGACAUCCGCCGUUCCAGCCUCGGCGGCAGCGACCGGCAGGCCGCCGACAGCGCCGAAGGCGACGAGCCAUCUCUAUAA